UGAGCCAUCUAUCAUAUCAAACAAGAAACAAAUCGAGAGACACGCAGAAAGUUGCUUUGUGUGAUAAAGUACUCAUAACUCGGCUAUCUUUGGUGUUUAGCACAACCCACUCUAAAUUUAAAGACACAUUUCAGCAGAGGUAAAUUAAGCUUAGUUGAGGUAGGGACCAGCACCUGUCGACAUUGAGUACAACCCACUUGACAUUUGGAGACAUACUUCUGCCAAGGAAUUGGCACCUACAUUCACCUCAGAAUGAAUCCAAAGUUCUGGCUGGCAACCAUGUUUCUGAUGUCCCGGAUUGGUGUACUCAAUGCUAACAGGCGAUGUCAUGUAACUGAAAGCUCCAUCAACGGAAUGUACCUGAAAGGUCACGUGUUUAAAACGUAUCGCGAUCAGUUGCCUAAAGAGUGUUAUUUCCGAUGUGAAGAAGAAGUCACGUGUCAGAGUUACAAUGUCGUCAUUGGUCAAAACAUCUGUGAAUUGAACAACCGUACAAAGGAAGCAAGACCGGAAGAUUUUAUGCCGGAUCAGAGGAGAUUUUACAUGAAGCGUUUUGGAAACAGAGAGAGCUGGCAAAAGAUAAAUGGUGAAGAACCCGUCUGCUUUGAAGCCAGAGAUAACCAAUAUGGUUCCUUCAAUAUGACAAAGCAUGGACGAGUGAAGACAGUGAAGCUUAUUCGCAGGUCAGGGUCGGUGCGCUGCAACAAUGUUACUAUUUCAUCCUACUGGGGCUGCACCUGGCCAACAUAUGGAGAAAAUUUGAUGACAAUCAUCACAGAUGCCAAUAAGGAGGCCAUUCUGCCCCCUGCCGAAGACUUGAAAGCUUUUAAAGCUCGUUUUGAUAACAAAGAACACUUUUACAGUCUUCCUGGAUAUCACCAUAACUCAACUGAGCUCGUUUUUCGCAACCUCGUCAAUCCAUUGUCUGUCUCGAGCAACCAAGAGAUGCAGAUAUGGUACGGACAGGAUUGGAUGGACCGCGGAGAGGAAGACAACAGCGGUAAAACUUGUGUUGAUGUGUACGCAUGGUAUGAGUGAGUCUGCCCAUUGGAGAUCUUGCCUUCGAUAGCUCUAAAACGUAGAAGAAAAACAUUAGAUUAUAAAAGAACGCCAUUCAUGUACGAGA
This is a messenger RNA of Pocillopora verrucosa, 1126 nucleotides long. RefSeq lists its product as uncharacterized. NCBI's taxonomy places the organism in Eukaryota, Metazoa, Cnidaria, Anthozoa, Scleractinia, Pocilloporidae. The record is from RefSeq and is a predicted model, not a curated record.